CAUUGAUUAACACAAGGUUUACCGAGUAAACCGGUUUUAGGCCAAUUUAAAAAAAUUAAUAACCCGAAGUUUUUAAUUAGGGUUUGGUUCGGGUGAAAUAUCUCAAAACGCCGGGUUUCAGCGGUUUGUUUGGGUUAUGUAAACCGCUAAUAUUUUUCACUAUAAUUAUUACUUUCUUAAGUUUCUUUCUCUUCUUGUUCUCUUUCUCCGAUUACCGGCGGAGGAGCAGCGUUUUCCGGCGGAGAAGUGUUGAUUCCGGCGGCGCAGCAAUAAGGUAAGAUCAAUGAAUAGAAAUGAGGUUGUAUGAAUUCUUGUUUAAAGGAAAUGAGGCACAAUUUUGUAGCUUGUAAAUUUGUACAGGACUUUUUUCAUGUAUGUAGUCCAAAGUAUGUCAUCAGAACCGGGCAAAGUGUACCACUGUAUUUGAAUGCAGCACUUCAGUAUUGUUCAGUACCAGUGAGUGAAGAAAGCUUACCUCUUGGAUGGUACGACGACGUGUUUCCGAGGCUGAUUAAAUUGUCCAAAUUGCUGAAGAAUGUGGAUUUGGUUGAUGGAAGGUUAGUGGAUGUCAAUGACAAUUCAACUGUCAGAGAUGAACGCCUUCUUAAUAGGAUGCUCCGAUUUAAGGCGCUUGCCAGAGCUUUUCUUGGGCAUCCAUCAGUACAAGAAGAACUGAUGAAGAAUGUGAGGGUUGCAAUGGCAGGUAGAAAAUGCAGUCCACCUGUUUGUUUUACCAACCCAGUUGAGAGGGAGCCUUUGCUUGUGAAUAACCUCACCAAAGUUUGCAACUAUCUGGACGUCUCUGCGCAACAAAGGAAGACAGUCCGAUUUACCAUAUGCCCACAGGUUGCACAGCACAGGAUUUUUACGGGUGCACUUGAAGAAAUUUUGGAGGGACUGAAAAGAGAGAUGAUGUUUUUGGAUUCUGAGACACCUAGCAAGGCCACAUUUAUGGGUCAGCAAAUUGUUACUACUUGUUUAAAUUUCUUAGCUGAAACAGCUUGUCGCCAAGAUGAGGAUGCUUCUUCAUGGAUGAGGCCGAAGCCAUAUAAAUCAGCUGUAUCUCCAUCAUCACGGAAGUGGGAAGAGGUCCUUGAAAUGUUCAAUGACCUCAUUGAUAAUUUAAGAAGAGAGGAAGGAUUAUCAUUCCAUGUGUCAAAGCUCAAGGUGAUGAAAGAAGGGCUAAUUCAGAUUAAAGAUGUGUUAGUUGAUAGAGAUAUCGGGUUCAAGGAAGUGCAACAUCAUGAAAGCUUAGUUCAUAAGAAACUUUUGAAGACAUUGGGUCACUCGUCACAAUGUUUGUUUACACUUGUAAGAUACUAUCUUCAUGAGAGUGUACGAGACAUGGAGGUAGAGGUGUCUGGCGGGUUAUAUGAGAUUGGUGAGAAGGAUAGGUUAUGCUUGUGCAUGGGGAAAUUGUUGACAUCAUCGGAAGAGAGAAUGGUUUGGAGCGGGAUAAAGCAAUUGGAUCGAGCUCUUGGAUUGUUUAAGUUUGUAUGGGAAACUGCUGGGAUGAACAAAACGCUAGAGUUGCAGGGACAUUUGUGGUGCGUUGGGGCUGAGCCAAGGACAAUUACUUAUAGAGGGAAUUUGUUCAUCCUCCAUGGACUUAGUAUAUAAAUUAGAGAUGCCGUUCAACUAAUAAUAAUGAAUAACUGCAACACCACCAUAUGGCCGGGAAUACUAGCAACCGGCGGUCAGAAUACACCUCUAGGAGGCG
Molecule: messenger RNA, 1720 nt
Organism: Chenopodium quinoa (quinoa)
Lineage: Eukaryota; Viridiplantae; Streptophyta; Magnoliopsida; Caryophyllales; Amaranthaceae
Exons: 3
Coding region: 304-1620 (438 amino acids)
Source: RefSeq, a predicted model, not a curated record